Molecule: messenger RNA, 5769 nt
Organism: Stegodyphus dumicola
Lineage: Eukaryota; Metazoa; Arthropoda; Arachnida; Araneae; Eresidae
Product: high affinity cAMP-specific and IBMX-insensitive 3',5'-cyclic phosphodiesterase 8B-like
Biological process (GO): signal transduction
Molecular function (GO): 3',5'-cyclic-nucleotide phosphodiesterase activity
Source: RefSeq, a predicted model, not a curated record
UAUAAAAAUCAUCUACCGCUUUGGCUUUCGACCGAUUCGUCCUUUGCCCCCGCCCGACACAUUCUGUUUUUUAUUAUUAUUGGUAUUAUUGCUGUGCGCUGUAAAACACGCCUGUUGCGUCACUUUCGCCGAGAGCGAGCGGUAUGCACGCGUACGCGGUUAAUGUGGUACCCGUGCUUGUGACAAAAGCUAAUGUUAGUAAGGUUCUGGAAGAGUUUUUCUGUGGUAAUGUGCCACCUGCUCACUCACUUUAAGGCUUUUGCUUGAUCUUUUCGAUAAAUAGUUUGAAGAAUGGUUCGCUUUCUUCUCAACUGCCCCUGAAACCGUUUUUCUGGUUUUAUUUCUUGCUUUUUGAGAUCAUGGGGUUGACAAAAAACAUCUGCUCGUAGUAUUGCAGAUGUCUGAGUCGCGUAAUUUCGAGCUGCUAGUUUAAAAACCUAAACAAACUGUUGUUUUUUCCCCUCAAUCAUCCAUGCAAGGAAAUCGAGGUGAUGAUUCUGCUCCGGUCUGGAUGAAAAUAUGGAAUUUUUGCCGAGAAUCGACGGAUAGUUCAGAGGAGGAAAGAUGUUUGAAAUUUGGACCCAUGUGCCUUAAAAUUCCUACUAUUCGAGUAUUGCUAGUGUUUGCUAAAGAUGAUGCACAAAGCGAUGCACUCAAGUGGGCUGCAGAAAAGCUCUCCUGUGAAUGCACACUGGCAUAUGCUCCGGAAGCAGCUACUGAAGCGUAUCAAAAUAUCCAUCCUCAUCUCGUUUUCAUUGAUUCAAGACAAUCUAAAGCUUUCGAUGCUGCAUCCCUUUGCAGAUCUAUUCGUAACAUUCAAGGGAGUCAAUACAGUUGUCUCAUAGCAGUUAUCAAAAAAAGUGCUGUUGACAAAGAGGAUGGUUCAUUAGCAUCUCAUCUUCAGUCUGGUUUUUCAAGGUGGUUUGUGGAAACUCAUAAUCUUGGCAACUGUUUAAAUGAGCUCAUUCAACUUCAUCAUACUGACGUUUCCUACCUACUUAAACUUCGGGCUGCUCAGGCUCUUUUCACUGCCCUUGACAGCUGUAGAGAUGGCAUUAUAGUUACUGGUCUGGACCAUAAUAUUCAAUAUGCAAACAAAGCUUCUGAGAAGUUGCUAGGUUAUGAAGCAAAGGAUCUAACAGGAAAAAAUGCUCAGACGUUAUGCAGAGCAGAAUCUGUCAAAGCUGACAUUGUUGAAAGCAUUAACAUGCAGGUAAAGAAAGGAAAAGAAUGGGAAGGAACCCUUUUCCACAAAAGGAAAUCUGGUGAGAACUUGCCUCUGUGGAGUAGAAUUCUUCCUGUAGAGACAUAUGCAGGUUCAGCUGAGCAUCUGGUUCAUGUGAAUGAAUGCCCUUUCAGUGAGAAGCCAUUUGCUUCUGAUACCACGGACAUGCUUCCAUUAGUCAAGCCCACAAGAAAAGGUUCAGUCGAUGUUCGUUCCUUGGGUGGUGAAACUGGUCUUAACCGAAGACAAUCUUUUGCAAAAUUUCAUGCAAUGACCUUAGAACCUCCUAUAACAAAGGUUAUAAAUAUGAUUUUAGCAACACAAGAACAUAGUCCUCUUUUUGUUGCGCAAGCACUUGAUCGUGUUUUGGACAUCUUGCGGAGCACAGACAUAUAUUCUCCUCAGUUUACUGGAUUACGACAAAACCAUGCUGAGGAUCAAGUAGCAUCAGAUCUCUUCAGUGGUUUGAUUUCUAAUAAUAAACAAGUUAUUAGGAGGUUUUCUCAUGAGGCUUUCAAAGGUGUUCCAUCUUCUGGAUCACAACCACCACUGACACCAUCAUGUCUACCAACACUGGAGUCAGCUUCACCAAAAAUUAAAGAAAUUUUAGAAAGUGUUAAUGAAUGGUAUUUUGACAUUUUUCAGUUAGAGAGAGUAACAGAGAAAAGGCCUCUCAUUUGGGUUGGUCUUUCCAUUUUCACUCGGUUCAAUGCUUGUAGCCUUUUAAACUGUGAUGAAACUAUACUGCGCAAUUGGUUGUCACUGAUCGAGUCAAAUUAUCAUCCUAAUCCAUAUCACAAUUCCACACAUGCAGCAGAUGUUUUGCAAGUAACUGCAUAUUUUCUUCAAAAGCCACGAUUAAAAGCCAUCUUUGACCCCAUGGAUGAAGUAAUAUCCCUCAUUGCUGCCGUUGUUCAUGAUGUUGAUCAUCCUGGAAGGAAUAGUGCAUUUUUAUGUAAUACUGGAAAUGAAUUAGCUAUUUUAUAUAAUGAUUUGUCUGUUCUUGAAAGUCACCAUUCAGCACAUUCCUUCAAGUUAGCUAUGUCCAGUGAAAAAGUUAACAUCUUCCAAAAUUUAAGCAAAGAUGCCUACAAGGAAGUGAGGCGAUCUAUCAUCGAUAUGGUAUUGGCCACUGAGAUGACUAAACAUUUUGAACAUUUGUCUAAGUUUGUCAAUGUGUUUACCAAGUCAGUGGAAGCUGAAGAAGAUGAAUUAGAAACAUCUCUUGAACCAUCAUCUGCAGAUUUGGCUGCUAUGUCAACUCCUGAAAAUAUUAUUCUUGUAAAAAGAAUUCUUAUCAAAUGUGCUGAUGUUUCUAAUCCUACCAAACCUCUAAACUCUUGUAAAGAAUGGGCUUACAGAAUUGCUGAGGAGUACGUAGCUCAGACCGAUGAAGAAAAAAGUAAAGGUCUUCCAAUAGUUAUGCCAGCAUUCGACCGUGCCAAAUGUAGCAUUCCCAAAUCUCAAAUGGGAUUCAUAGACUAUUUCGUCAAUGAUAUGUUUGACGCCUGGGAUGCAUUUUGUGAUGUUCCAGAACUAAUAGAGCACAUAAAAGUAAAUUAUGAAUAUUGGAAACUUCAAGAGACACAGAGACAAAAAGAAAUUGAAGCUCAAGUAAAUAGUGUUACCAGUUGAAGGGAACAAAAUUCUUUUGUGCAAGCAGUCCUUCAACUGCGAUGUUUUUAAUGUUUUCUUGAAAAAUAUUUAAAUGUUCAUGUGCUCAAAUACCUUGUAAUGUUAUACAUGGCUUCCUAUUCUGUGAACAAAUCAAAGAUGUUUCUUUACCUUAGAACAACUGCUGUCUAAUAAGUUGUUAAAAUAUGUAAAAAUGACUUUCAGUUUCCAUUUCAUCUUUUUGAAUGACACAAGUAUUGUUUAUGUUACACUAUUUAUCUUGGAUAUAUGAGUUCAUUUACUAGGAUUUGUAGAAACUAAAAGUAUUUUAUUCACAUGAAAAUGAGUUAUGUUUUUAUUUUUGCUGACAUUGGGCAUCCUUUAUUAUUAUUUAUGUUUUUAUGAAAUGAAAAUUGAGUGAAAGUAAUUUAUUUUCAUAUGAGUUAUAUAUAAUACACUGCAUAGAUAUUUACUUUUCAUUAUCAUAAAAAAAUUAGUGUGGCUAAACCAUGCAGGAUUACUUUGAGAUGUUCUUGUGUUGGAUUGAGAUGUGAAUGAAUAAAAAAAAAGAAAGGCUGUUAUUGAUUAUUUUGAUUGAUUGCUUCAAAACAAGCUGAAAAGGAAAUAAAAGAUUAAUAUACAUUUCAAUACUUUGCUUAGGAUCACAAGAACUUAAUAAUAUGCAUUUCAAUACUUUGCUUAGUAUCACAAGACUUAAUAGUAUAUAUUUCAGCUAAUAAUAUUUAACACCUGAAUAUUUUUCUCUGGUUUAAGAAAUAAUAACAUUGGGGAACAACAAUUUCGUUUCUUAGAUUUUUCACUUGUUUUUGACUAGCUUUGGCUUCUGAAUCCAAAAAUAACCUCAGUUUUUGUCUAUCAUGUCAACUUUUUAAGCUACAAAAUACCCUGUCUUUGUCAUACAAAAUAUGGAUAUAAAGGGAAAAUUUACCAAAUUUAUUGUUGGUAAACAAUAGUUUUAUUCAUAGAAAGGCUAUAUAUAGUUACAGCAAGUUAAAUUUUGUUCAUACAAAUAGUACAUUUUUUUUUUACCAGACAGUAAACAUGCAUACUAAAGUAAAAAUAUUUGCUUAUGGCUUUUUCUGGAGUGUUUAAUCUGUGGAUAUUUUCGCUUGAUGCUCCAACAAUUGUAUAUGUUACAACAUUUUCGUUUGAUGGCCAUCAUAUGUACAUCCCAUCUACCACCAUACCACACCUCCACGACCUUCAAAUCUUAGUGAAAUCACUCACCCUGCUGGUCACUGAUCACAUCAGUGUUUUUCAGGAAGUUAUCAAGAUGGUUAUGCAAUUUGAUGCUCAUGUUGCAGUCAAGCAGUUUGAAGCUCUUCAGAAGUUGCUGGACAAUUUAACUGUAAUUCUGUGUUCAUGUACUUCCAAGGAAGUCUUUGGCAAUGUUUUUGAAUGCCAGCCAAGAAUUCUUUUAAAAUUCUGCUUUCUGAUGAAAUGUUCAUCUUUAAGGAACAGCUGAAUCUAUGGACCAUCAAACACACGGGCCUUUAUCUUUUCAAAUGACAGGCUAUGAAAUGCUGAAAUGAGAUACUUGAAACAUUCUCCUUCAAUUGGCAAAGCUUUUAACAAACUGGUUCAUGAUACCUAUAUGCAGAGGUGGAAAUAUAAUAUUCUUUCUGUCAACAAGUGACUGAUGUAGAAUGUUUGGAUUACCAGGUUUCAGGUCAGAUCUCGGAAGCACCCAAUGCUUCUCAUGAGCUCUACUGUCCUACAUAAAGCAGGGAUAAUUGUUAUAUCUGCCUUGCUAACCAAGGGGGAAGCAGACCAUUUUAAUGUCAAUGUAUUGCAACAAAUCAGUGACUCUCUUUAUGUCUUCAUAUUCUUCAUGCAAACUGAAAGGCCUAUUGGGAUUGUACCAAAUAAAUUUCCAUUGUGAAGGAGGGCACACUUAAAGCUCUGCUUUGAGCUAUCAAUGAUAAACCAUGUAUGUUAUGGCAGCACACAAAUCUAUAAUCACUUUGAAAGUACUGUAGAAACGCACUUUCUCUUGACAGAAAGUAGAAUACCUUUGCUCCUUUUUCAAACACGAUUUUCUCAUGCAGUUUUUAUGCUAACAGAUCUGAAGCUUUUCAUGGACACUUCCAAAUCUCGUACCGGUCAAAUCCUUUGUCAAAGGAAUCAUUUUAAAUUUCAAAAUCUUCACAGUUGGUGUCAAUUUGAUAUUCACCAGAAUUGCAGAGCUUUAAGUUUGCCCUCCUCUACAAUGGAAAUUUAUUUGGUACAGUCCCAAUAAGCCUUUCAGUUUGUGUUAAGAAUAUGAAGACAUAAAGAGAGUCUCUGAUUUGUUGCAAUAUAUAAUAAUAUAAGAGGGAUGAUCUUAUGAUCCAUGCCCAAUACUACAGAGAGUGGUCACAUUCACAUAAUGUGUAAAGUAAAAACUUGACAUGGUAGAAGAAAACUAACUACAGUUUUGAAAUCAACAUGCCUAUUUAACUCUAAAACAGGUCAAAAAUCAAACUCAACAGAAAUUGUGUUACAAAUUGUUCCCCAGUGUACAUAGCAGUUUUGCAAAACUUCUAUUGUGAUGUUUUGCUUAAUUUGCAAUAUGCAUGAAUUUAUUUUUUUCCUUAUGAUAAUAGUAUUAUGUAUUAAAAAUGCAUUAUAGAUAUUUGUUUGGGCACUGUGAUACAUAAUUUAAGACCCAUAAAUGUAUUUAGUAAUAUAUGGAAUUUAACAGUAAUGGUUUGCUCUCAAAUCACAAGUUAAUAUAAUUUUAUGCUUAUUACAGGAAAAAGUCUAAAAUAAUUAUUAAGAUAUGAACUUCGUUUCCAAAAUCACAGCAGGGAAUGUUUUGCAUUUUAAUGGUAUUUUAGGAAAUAUUUUGAGAACAUUUUACAUUAAUAUAUUUAAUAAGAAAAACUUUCUAGUAAAACUUUUCAAAAUUAUUUUUCAUUUAUGAAUAA